This is a messenger RNA of Trypanosoma cruzi, 1170 nucleotides long. Its product is annotated as tryptophanyl-tRNA synthetase, putative. NCBI's taxonomy places the organism in Eukaryota, Euglenozoa, Kinetoplastea, Trypanosomatida, Trypanosomatidae. The coding region runs from base 1 to 1170 and encodes 389 amino acids. Gene Ontology annotation, biological process: tryptophanyl-tRNA aminoacylation. Gene Ontology annotation, molecular function: tryptophan-tRNA ligase activity; ATP binding. Gene Ontology annotation, cellular component: cytoplasm. The record is from RefSeq and is a predicted model, not a curated record. The transcript has a single exon.
AUGACGAAUGCGGUGGUGACUCCUUGGACGGUGGAGGGGGAUGUGGAUUACGACAAGCUCAUCAAGGAAUUUGGAAGCCAUCCAAUCGACACCGCGCUGCUUGAGCGGCUGGAGCGGGUCAUUGGGAAGAAACCGCACCACUUCCUCCGUCGAGGCAUAUUCUUUUCCCACCGUGACAUGAAUCUUUUGCUUGAUGUGUAUGAGUCGGGGCAGCCGUUUUACCUCUACACAGGGCGAGGCCCGAGCAGCGAAUCGAUGCACAUGGGCCAUUUAAUUCCUUUUAUUUUUACCAAGUGGUUGCAAGAUGCGUUUAAAGUACCGCUUGUCAUCCAAAUGACCGACGAUGAAAAGUUUUUUUUCCGCAACAUUGACAUGGAGCAGAUCGAGAAAAUGACGACAGAGAACAUCAAGGACAUUAUAGCCAUGGGGUUUGAUCCGGAACUAACUUUUAUAUUCCGCGACUUUGAUUACAUGGGACAAAUGUAUCGCACCGUGGCGGAAAUUGAGCGGACGUUUACGGCGAGUCAAGUGCGAGGUUGUUUUGGGUUCAAAAUGGAGGACAACUGUGGGCGUUGGAUGUUUCCAGCGAUUCAGGCCGCCCCGUCCUUUUCAGUGGCCUUCCCGCACAUAUUCCCGCCGUCGAAGGGAAACGUGUUUUGCCUGAUUCCGCAGGCCAUUGAUCAGGACCCGUACUUCCGCCUCACACGCGACAUUGCCCCACGCCUGGGUUUUUUAAAACCGGCAGUGAUCCACUCAAAGUUUUUUCCCGGUCUCAGCGGCUCUAAGGGGAAGAUGAGCUCUUCAACGGGAGCGGCGGUGCUUCUCACGGACACGGAGAAGAUGGUGAAGGAUAAAAUUAACAAACACGCCUUUAGCGGGGGUGGCGCAACAAAGGAGGAGCAGCUUCUUCUUGGGGCGAACGCCGAUGUGGACGUGCCUAUUCAGUGGAUGAGUUUCUUUAUGGAGGAUGAUGAGUCACUUGCACGGAUCCGAAAAGAUUACAUGCUUGGACGCAUCAUGACGGGGGAAGUAAAGAAGGUGCUGAUAGAAAUUGUGAGCAACAUUGUGAAGCAGCAUCAGGAGGCGCGGAAAAAGGUGACCGAUGACGACGUGAAGUUUUUCACAAGCAUUCGUCCCAUGGGGCCAGGAAAACCUAAUAAUGUUGGUUAA